Rhineura floridana is the source of this 2781-nucleotide messenger RNA. RefSeq names its product RNA polymerase III subunit GL (gene POLR3GL). The record is from RefSeq and is a predicted model, not a curated record. The transcript is spliced from 8 exons. Lineage: Eukaryota; Metazoa; Chordata; Lepidosauria; Squamata; Rhineuridae. Gene Ontology annotation, cellular component: RNA polymerase III complex. The coding region runs from base 131 to 1033 and encodes 300 amino acids. Gene Ontology annotation, biological process: transcription by RNA polymerase III.
GCGGGGAGGGGAGGCGAACAUCAAAGGGGGGGCCCGGCGGCGUGCUUUAAUUCCCGUGCACUCAGCCGGACCGAGGGCCCAUCUGGCAGCGGGGCUCAGACUCGGGGGUCGUUCCCAGCCCCAUCUGGAGAUGCCAGGGGUUGAGCCCGGGACCUUCUACGUGCAGAGCAGGUGCUCUAACCACUGGCCGAGCGAGGGCCCUUCCCCUUUUUGCGACUGUUGCAGCAGCGCCAGCCGCUGCGGCUUGUUCUUGCGGGCGCCGGUGGCGUUCUGGCGCGUGGUGGACUGGACCCGAGCAACCGAACCAAGUGAUUUUGCCUCACGUCAGCAGCUCUCCCAAGAUCAUCCAUACUGGUAUCUUCCUGGAGGACCAAUCAUGGCUGGAAGAGGAGGCAGAGGGAGGGGCCGAGGCGGUCACAUGACCUUCAACGUUGAAGCUGUGGGCAUUGGGAAGGGUGAGGCGCUGCCCCCCCCCACCCUCCAGCCAUCGCCACUAUUCCCCCCCUUGGAGUACAAACCUGUUCCGCUGCAGACCGGAGAGGAAGUUGAAUAUAUGUUGGCUUUAAAGCAAGAACUGAGAGGCGCGAUGAAGAACCUGCCGUACUUCAUUAAACCGUCUGCGCCAAAUAAAGAUGUGGAACGCUAUUCUGACAAGUAUCAGAUGUCCAGCCCGAUUGAUAAUGCCAUUGAGUGGAGCCCCGAUUGGAAACAGCUGCCCCAAGAAUUAAAAAUCUGGGUGCGGAAGAUUAAAAAACAGCGAGAUACUGUCCUUGCCCCCAAGCGCAAGACUCAGUUGCCGGUAGACAAGGAAGAAGCCAUCAAGAAGCUGGAGAAUUUGGAAAAGAAAGAGGAGGAGGUGACAUCUGAAGAGGAAGAGGAGAAAGAAGAAGGAGAGGAAGGGAAGGAGGAGGGAGAGGAAGACUAUGAUGAGGAGGAAUAUGAAGAGGAAACAGAUUACAUCAUGUCCUACUUCGACAAUGGCGAAGAUUUCGGGGGUGACAGUGAUGACAACAUGGAUGAAGCCAUAUACUGAACAGGGAUGGCACGCCCGGUUACAAGCAGAAGAUGCUUCCCUCGUGCACCCCACAUGUCUCCUCCCCUGGUGAUCUUUUCUGCCACCCAUUUUGGGCCUCCGGAUGAUCCGGCUUAGGAUGGGAUCCUGUUUGUAUUCUGUGCGGUUCCUUCGUUCUCCUCCAAACCAGCUUCAGAAGUGGCUUCCCGGAACCUCUGCUCAAUCAGCCUCUAGGUGGCAUUGCUGAUCCACACUUCCACUGUGCCAUUUGGGCAGGGUGUGGGUUGUGCAAAAAAGACAAAUCCCCACUGAAAUAACCAGUGUAGGAGAGUCGGAGCUUCAGCUUCCCCCGUUUUCUCUCGAGAAAUGUAGAUUGGGUCCAGUAGGAAAGUGUGUGAUCUUCUGAAGCCUGCCUUUCUUUCCUGAGCAGUGGAAGCCUAAAUGCAGCCUAGACCGGAAGCUAGAAUAUUCCAAGAGACACUGAGAGAAACUUUAUUUACUACUGUAUGGAGUUCAGCUGAGAGGGAAACACUGGCAGUUUCAAUUUGCAGCAAAACCCAUUCAUCUCAUUUGAUCUUCUAUUGGCAAUGAUACCUUCUGUUUGUUUUCCUCUUGAGGAAAAGGCAGUGCCAAGGUAGAAAAACUGGAGGCCAAAGAUACUUUUUUUUUUAAGGCAGUAUUUCAGUGAGAUAAUUUUAAAAUCCAGUUUUUACUCUAGACUUUGUGAGGACCUGUUGAAGGGGCUGAGAAGGAGAUAACCAGCAUCUUCCAAGAGCAGGCAAGAAUCUCCCACAAUCCUCUGGGGCCUGCAACUGAUAACUGGACAUAGUCCCUGUUUCCUGGAAUUCUGAUGCAUACAAAUUCCCAUUAUGAGAUGUACAAAACCCAGGUUUUAACAAUGUGCUUUAAUCAGCAGUGGACUUUUUUGUUGUUUGUUAAUGAGUUUCAGCGUUAAAGUUUUGUUUGAUUGAGAGAUUAUCUGCUGCCAACUCCAUCUUUUGAGUAUCUCUGGCGCAGCUGUUGACCACAUGGGGCUACCCCGGCUGGUGUUUAACUCUUGUAAGGAUUAUUGCACUUGAAGUGAGUUGUAAGCCCAGCCCAGCCAAAUAUCCCCCUGCUGCCGCUGCCAAUUUUCCAUUUAUCACCCACAAAAAUGAAGGGGAUAUUCAAAGACUUUUCAAGGGGAUAUUCAGAGACUUUUGUAAGGGGUGAAUUCUCACCUUUUUUUCAAGGGUGUCAUCCUAGCGUUUAAAUACAAGCUGGCCAAUGAUUUUUCCUUUUUAUAAAAACACAGUCCCAAAAGCAAGACAACGUUGCCACCACUUCAAGCAGUCCUCCCACGUUCCUGGGGCAGAAUGUUUUCCCCCUCUCCCCACCAGCACAAUGUUGCGCCAUCUGUCUUUCCCCCCUAAGAAUUCCCCUGGGAAUGGUAUGUGGGGCCAGUGCGACGCUCAUGUUCCCACUGAGAAACAGAACAUCCCACCACCAGGAACUCUACGGCCAGCUGCCUCAGAAGGUCCUUUGUUCAAGCUGGCUACUGGUAUUGCAGCAGUCCUCUGGAGCAACCGCUACAAGUCUGAAUGAAGCAGAUGGCUGAAAAAAGUAGUGCUCGGGGUUAUGAACUCAAAGGGACUUUCCUCUGAAACCCAAGAGAUGGGGAAGUGCCAGAUCGAGGCCUUCCCUUAUUUUUGCCAGCACACAACCAUUUUUAAAAUAUUGCUACUUUUUACAGUGUCCGUAUGUGCAUAAAUUAUUUUAUUGCGUUAAAA